UUGAUACGUAACUGAUUGAGAGAAAGAGAGAUGCAAAGUGAGGAUAACGUAACGCGCGGAAUUGGCGAGAUAUUUCAGGACGCGAAUUUUCGUCCGCAAAAAUGACCAGUACUAGAACUCGACGAGACCGCGUCCCAACCACGUGGUGAUUUUCUCGAUUCCGACAGCGAUUCGAAACUGUUAUGAUGACACCGUAAAAUUUCAAACGCGAAAAAUCGAUUCGAAAAAGUAUCAGGAAUUGGUGUGAGAAUUUUUAGGACUAAAGAACACGGGAGAAAUAAGAACUACGAGCAGAUUGUUCACAAGUUUGUAUUUAUUUUCGGAAAAUAUGAAAGUGUGCGUAUAGAACUGGCCCACCCACCAGUCAGUGGUCUCGCGGCCUGAGCGCGAGGACUGUUGAGCGGGAAGUCCCGCUUGAAUUGGUUGUGAAAGUGUGGAAGAGGAAUGUGAGAAUGAAUGUGAAAGAAAUAUUGUAACCCCCUGAGGAGAAUCAAUAAAAAUUUCUUAGAAGUCAAUAGCGGCUAAAUUAUGGCCAAGACCGCUCUCCAUCGUCGUUUUCAAAAAGAAGUUUCGGCCUCGGUGGCCAAGAUCAAAGUGUAGCAGUUGACAGCGUCUCUCUUAUCCUGGGUGUGGCAUGACAUACAACAGGAUGGUUUGCUUCCAGUUAUUGGCGUCGUUCGUGUAGAUUGCUUGUUUUUUUUUGUUCUCACGGAAUCAUAUAGAAAAUAAUUAAUCCUAAAUACAGGAGUGAUUGCAACAAAAAUACAGUUUAUCGUCCUUGAUGCAAAAGAUGGAAAAGAGAGGCAGCACAGAACUACUUGGCGCAGAAAAGAACAACUCAAAGAACGCCAGUUCGGAUUCUCUCGAUUCAGAUAGCAAGAGCAGCUCACUCAAUUCAAAAAUAGGACAGGAAUCGGAAAGUUGGGAAAAAGCAUCACAUUCAAAGAGCUUUUCUUCAAGCUCCACUUCAACCGAUAAUAACAUAGUCUCUGCUUUAGAGGCUAAAAAAGAUAACCAAGUAAAAAAUUUGUCUGGAGGAGAUACCGGACCGCCACUUUUGAAUGGAGAACGAGUGCAAGGCAUUGCACAUGAAGUUACCUAUUUAUGCCCGUACUCGGGACCUGCCAGAGGAAUUCUUAGUGUCACAAACUACAAACUUUAUUUCCGUAGUGUGGAUCGAGAAACUCCUUAUGUUGUUGAAGUGCCAUUGGGAGCUGUUAGUCGAAUAGAAAAAGUUGGUGGUGCAACGAGCAGAGGAGAGAAUUCUUACGGAAUUGAAGUGUUCUGUAAGGACAUGAGAAAUGUCAAGUUUGCUCACAAGCAAGAGAAUCAUUCCCGACGAGACGUGUUCGAGAAGUUGCAACAGUAUUCUUUUCCGUUAUCUCACAAGUUGGAUCUGUUUGCUUUCGAAUAUUCCGAGAAUUUUCCUGAAAACGGCUGGAACGUUUACGAACCUAUAGCAGAGCUAAAGAGAAUGGGUGUAAAUAAUGAUAUGUGGAAAAUAUCGAAAAUCAAUGACACGUAUUCGAUAUGCGAUAGUUAUCCAGCCAUAUGGGCAGUGCCUGCCGCUGCGACUGAUGAAGAUCUUCAAGCAUCCGCAGCUUUCAGAAGUAGAGGCAGACUGCCGGUUCUUUCGUGGAUUCAUCCGGAAAGCCAGGCGACGAUAACGCGUUGCGCUCAGCCGUUGGUAGGUGUCGGAGGCAAACGUAGUCGCGAAGACGAGAGAUACGUUCAGUUGAUAAUGGAUGCUAACGCGCAAAGUCACAAACUUUUUAUUAUGGAUGCGCGGCCGAUGCCAAACGCAAUAGCCAAUAAGGCGAAAGGCGGCGGAUAUGAAAGCGAGGACGCUUAUCAGAAUGCGGAAUUGGUCUUUCUCGACAUUCCCAAUAUACACGUUAUGAGAGAAAGUCUUAGAAAAGUAAAAGAACUGUGUUUCCCAACAAUUGACGAGACUCGGUGGUUAUCGGGUAUAGAAUCAACAAUGUGGCUUAAACAUGUCAAAUGUGUUCUCGCCGGCGCUGUGAGAAUUGUAGACAAAGUCGAGAAUCACAAAACUUCCGUUCUGGUUCAUUGUUCUGACGGUUGGGAUCGAACGGCACAGCUUACAGCUCUCGCAAUGUUAAUGCUGGAUCCUUAUUAUAGAACAGUCAAAGGAUUCGAGGUUUUGAUAGAAAAGGAGUGGCUUAGUUUUGGACAUAAAUUUCAACAGAGAAUAGGCCACGGAGAUGAACAUCACAGUGAUGCCGAUAGAUCGCCGGUAUUUUUACAAUUUAUCGAUUGCGUUUGGCAAAUAAUGCGGCAGUUUCCUAACGCAUUCGAAUUUAACGAGCACUUCCUAAUCACUAUCCUCGAUCAUCUCUACUCUUGCAGAUUUGGCACAUUUUUGUUCAGCAGCGAACGUGAAAGAGUGCAAGAGGGAGUGAAACAAAGAACGGUCUCUCUGUGGUCGUACACGAACAGUCAGUUACCUCUUUAUCUGAAUCCUUUGUAUCGAUCCGGUACACCUUAUCAGCUUGUUUUGAUACCAGUUGCCAGUAUGCGUUACAUCAAACCAUUGAAAAGUUUAUAUUGCAGAUGGAAUCCCAGUAUGCGGCAACAGGAUCCCGUUCAUCAGAGAACACGAGAGCUUCUAGUCUUAAAAGAACAGCUCGAGAAACAGGUCGAAGAAGGUCGACGCGAACAAGCAUCCCGAGCGAAUCGCUCUGUAACUUCUCCGGCGCCGCCCAGAAUACAUUCCCCGGUUCACUCAUAGUGCCUUGAAAAACUAUCUAAUCAUUUUUUGUAACUGAGCUUAAUUCAAACUGGUAGAAGAUAUAUUGAGUGACUUCCGUUUGUGAAUGCUAUGUACAAUACGUUUCUUUAAUACUUAAAUAAGUGUAGAUGGCAGUAUUGUUAUCAUUCAACGAAUUAAAUGUCACAUAUGUAAAACAAUUUACUGUAAUGUACUUUGGAAUAUAUGCAGUAAUGUGUGACCUUA
Pseudomyrmex gracilis is the source of this 2977-nucleotide messenger RNA. RefSeq names its product myotubularin-related protein 2 (gene mtm). NCBI's taxonomy places the organism in Eukaryota, Metazoa, Arthropoda, Insecta, Hymenoptera, Formicidae. The coding region runs from base 782 to 2752 and encodes 656 amino acids. The transcript has 11 exons. Gene Ontology annotation, biological process: dephosphorylation. The record is from RefSeq and is a predicted model, not a curated record. Gene Ontology annotation, molecular function: phosphatidylinositol-3,5-bisphosphate 3-phosphatase activity.